AUGUCGCAGUUCACGAUUAAUAUCGCAUACGACAUUCUCUGCUCAGUUGUUGACCAUCCCACAAUGAUCGGUGUUCCUGUCCCAACAGGCAUGCAGUGGGUAAAUUUAGCGACUGAGAUUGCACGACAUCCCCUAGUAGGGCGUAGCGGAGCUCCUUUAGACCUGUACAAGCUUCGCACGCCAGCCGAUGUGAAAGAUCUCGAGCAAGGAUUACAGAUGGGAGGUGUGGAGGGUAUUGCUGACAAAGUCAGGUCUUUCGACCAAGUACCGCAUGACAUGACCCAGUUUCCCCUGGAUAAAGUGCAUGUCAUCGUCGUUGUGGGGCAACAGAGAAAGACAGCCGAAGGGUUUUCCUGGGACAUCCUAUUGCAGACAGAGCUGGCUAAACUGUUACUCGUCGUCAUCGAAAUACCCAACAAAUGGUCGAGGAAUGAUGUUACCAGCAAUGGUGGUGUCUUCCUAGAUAGUAGUUGUUCAGUUCUGCAGGACAUAGUUGUCAAGUUGAAGGCGCAACGGACGUAUCAGGCGAACUAUGACAGCUUCGACUUUCAGAAUGCCAGCCGCCUUCCUCUUUUCUCCCAAUCGUUCAUCUCCGUUUCGGAAUCACACGGGACGGUGAAGGGCGACGACGAAUUCGAGACAUUCUAUCAUGUCCUCCGGCGUUUUAGCGGUGAUGCACCCCUGGUGCGCUCGGACCCCUCCUCGUCCUUGAAAGCAAGCAGUUUCACGGUGUAUUUCAUCCAUUGUCCUUUCUUCUCUGGCAGUAUCCGGAGUGACCCUUUACAGUAUAAGGAACAAUUGUCCUGGCAAUUUCCGAUGUUUGUUACGAGGCGUGACAGUCUCGGUCAUGUGCGAAAGUACCAUCCAAACAGCGAUUUCAGUGUCGUCCUCCGCGAAUUCCGAUGCCCUGUCGUCCUAUCGGAAGUUGUUUCACAGAAGGAUGAAAAUGACCGGCACCGCAUGUUAAUGGAAGCCAUUGUUGUUGCCCGUGUGGGCAAAUAUCUCUUGAAGCCUACUUCUCGGAAGCAGUUCUUUGUGGUAGCAAUUUACCUCACAACUUCUCUGCAAGUGGAGAGGUAUAUCGUGAGCGAAGACUCGUCACCACAGAUUAAUAUCCAGCAGGAAACUUUUGACCUCUGCAAUCCAAGUCGGGCAGCGGAGUUCCUCCGGGAAAUGUACAACUUGAAGCCGUUACUGGAGGAGCUCGCGGCCGAGCUCGAUGAGAAGAAACGCGUCGAUUUGGCGAAGAUCGAGACGGACUCGUCGAAAAUGCUUUCUCUCAAUUCCAGGGGGCCCUGGACGAAACCCCAUUCUAGACUGGAGUCAGUCGCAGAACAUGAUGAAUCAAUGAAUAUCAGUGACGAUACAGGCGUAUUCAAUACCCGUAGUGUCCGUUCCGUUCUCGACAAGGCGAACUGUGAGAUUGACUCUGUUGGAUACGGGCAUCCCCAUGUAGCCCUCGUUGUCCGAAAGGAUGACGGCGCUUCGGCCGGAUUCCUCAAGUUUGUCAAAGACGGAAACCCAGAAGUAGAAAUCAUGCAAUAUCUCUCCCGGAUCGAUUCACCCGCCAACCACACCAUUCGCCCCAUUCGUGUCUGGCCUAUCGAAGGGGGCACGAUCGUCUCAAUGCCCGUUGGAGGCGGCUGGAUCUCUUACCUCGACGAUCUUGAUGCGCGUCUUUGGGGAGCUUCGCAACAACUGUUCGAAGCUGUCGGAUUUAUGCAUGAUCAUGGUGUGGCACACAUGGACCUGAAACCAGGAAAUAUUGUAAUCCCCCCGAUCUACGGAAAUCUGUCCAUCAUUGACUUCAGCAUUGCUGUGCGCGUCAAAGGUCCAGGAGAGAAACUGAUGGGUUACGCAGGCACGAGAGGUUAUACUGCUCCCGAGGUCGGUCGAGUGGCUUAUCGCCCUAUCCGCGCAGACCUGUGGUCGUGUGGUAAAGUGAUUAUGGAGCUUUGUGAGAAUGCGAAGCCGUCCUUCGCUCGUACGUGGCUGUGUGUGGUCAGCAAGCGCCUUAUGGACGACGAUCCAGACAAGAGGCCGAUGAUGGCGGAGAUCCUUCAGGCCAUGUCGAGGGUUGGCCGUGAGAGGGAUGAACUCGAGCGUCAGAUCAGUGGAGUUGUUGAAACCCAGUGA
Sparassis crispa is the source of this 2136-nucleotide messenger RNA. RefSeq lists its product as hypothetical. NCBI's taxonomy places the organism in Eukaryota, Fungi, Basidiomycota, Agaricomycetes, Polyporales, Sparassidaceae. Gene Ontology annotation, biological process: protein phosphorylation. The transcript has 8 exons. Bases 1 to 2136 code for a protein of 711 amino acids. The record is from RefSeq and is a predicted model, not a curated record. Gene Ontology annotation, molecular function: ATP binding; protein kinase activity.